AUGGCCGAAGCAGUUGCCAACUGCAAAACCACGUCCCGAGGGCGAUCGCGGCGGAGCCGGCGCGCUGCCGCCGCCAAUCCUCGCUCCCGUCUCUGCCAGCAAAAGCGCCGGGAGCCGGAGCCGGGAGCGAGAGCAGCCGGAGCCGGGAGCGAGAGCAGCGGGAGCCGGGAGCGAGAGCAGCGGGAGCCGGGAGCGAGAGCAGCCGGAGCGGCGGGAGCGGCGGGAGCGGUUCCCGGCUGCUGCAGCCCGAGCGCCGGCCGCAGCGACCAUGGAGGAAAACCGGGGCUGCCGCUGGCCACCGCCGCCGACUCCACGGCGACGCUCAACAAGCUGGCCCUGGCCACGGGCGGGACCGAGAAAUCCUGGUACCGCUGCAUCUUCCCCUUCGGCAUCGUGUCCGUGGUCAUCGGCGUGGCGGCGACGUGCAUCACCUUCACCAUCAAUGGCCCGCAGAUGGACAUCGCUAAGGUGGUCUCGGUGGCCACCCUGAUCUUCGGGCUGGGGCUGCUGGUGGCCGCCUACGUGUGCUGGCGAGCCAAGCGCGAGAGGCAGCGCAAGCGGCAGCGCCAGGAGCCCGUCCCCCUGGAGCAGGGAGCCCUAUGACCCGGGCUGGGGAGGGGCAGAGGCUCCGCACCGCCCGGAGCCCCCUCCUGACACCCUCCCCGCUCCGAGGGCAGCCCCGCCGCCAGCCGCGCUCCCUUCGGCGGGGCAGCCGCGCUCCCCGGGACGCUCCGUCGCACCCGCCUGCCCGGCAGCGGCCUCGGAGGAGCUCGGAGAGCGGAGCUCGGAGCGUGUUCCCGCUGCCCUGCCCCGCCGAGCCCGCGGCCGCACGGGGGAUGCCGGGCAGCCCGCCGGCCCCUGCGCGCCGUGCGAAGAUGCCGCUGUCACCUCUGCCCUCCGGUGAGGGUUUUCUGCCGUUGCGAGGAUGUUUGUGGCUCAGAACAGACAAAAAGAGUUUCGAAGGAAAGUCGCUGCGUGCUCGGAGGCGCCGGAGAUGGGGCAGAGCCGGGGGCUGUGCGAGCAGGGGGCUGGCGGCAC
Molecule: messenger RNA, 1038 nt
Organism: Colius striatus (speckled mousebird)
Lineage: Eukaryota; Metazoa; Chordata; Aves; Coliiformes; Coliidae
Exons: 3
Coding region: 1-603 (200 amino acids)
Biological process (GO): cellular response to BMP stimulus
Source: RefSeq, a predicted model, not a curated record